AAACGGUGGAGGGAAAGACGGUGGCGGCGUUGGCUUGCGGAGCCGUGGUGAGGGUCAGGUGUGAGCAUCUAUAACUAGCAACACCGUGUUCUCUAGUCACCAUGGCAAAGAAGAGGGAUCUCAAUAACCUGUUGAUUAGGUGUGAGUGGGCAUCGUGCACCUUCGAGGGCACCACCAUGGAGGAGCUGAGUGAGCAUAUGUCACUGCACUUGAAGGAGCAUUUGGGAGACAGAGACGCUAUGGAGGAACUUGAUGAUUAUGCUUGUAUCUGGAACGGCUGCGAGUUCUUGGCCAUGGGUAACCGUCAGAAACUUGAAGUCCACGCUUACUUUCACACCUACCAUGCAAAGCUGAAGUUCAUUGGAACACAGCUGCUAACAGCCCAUGCGAACCUCCCCAGCUGCAACCAGGACCCACACAACAACAACUUAGUUUCUGAAGGCCCACUUGCCUGCCACUGGGAGUACUGUGAUAGUACAUUUAACAAUCCUGAGUGGUUCUACCGCCAUGUAGACAACCAUGUUCAGUGUACUGAACAGCAGCCUCUCUCACAACAGCAACAGGCUUUCUUUUGCCAUUGGACAGGCUGUGAUGCUUUCUUCAAGAUCAAGUACCGUCUAAGAGAACAUUUACGCAGCCACACCCAGGAGAGAGUUGUGGCCUGCCCCACGUGCGGCUGUAUGUUCUCCAGCAACACAAAGUUUUUUGACCACCUCCACAGGCAGGCUACGCCAGAAGGAUCCUUGAAAUGUGAACAUUGCGGUAAAGCUUUUGCCAACGAGAGGCUCUUGAGGGACCAUGUGCGUCAGCAUGUGAAUCAUAUCAAGUGUCCCUUGUGUGACAUGACUUGCACUACUUUGGCAACCCUGAAGAUCCACGUGAAGUUCCGCCAUUGUGAUGAGCGACCUUUCCCGUGCGACUUCUGUGAGAGCAGCUUCAAGAACCGGCAUGACCUGCGGAAGCACAUGGAGACUCACAACGAAGGGGCUGCCUACCACUGCACAGUAGAGGGAUGUGAUUAUUCCUCUCGUAUGGCGCACAGUAUGAGCCAGCAUUACAAGAGAGUACAUGAGGGUGGCAUGGUCUCCAAAUACAAAUGCCAUAUUUGUGAUAGGACGUUCUCCUGGUGUUACACACUCACCCUACACCUACGGAAGAAACACCAGCUGAAAUGGCCAUCUGGGCACUCACGCUUUAGAUACAAAGAGGAUGAAGACGGCUAUCUGAAAUUGAACAUGGUGCGGUAUGAGACAGUGGAGGUGACCCAGGAGAUCAUGAAGAACAUGGCCAAGAGGCGCCAGGUUUCCCGGAAGGGCCCCAGCACCAGUGGUCAGACCAAGAGAGCCACUGCCUCGGCAAAGAGUGGCCAUGGUUCUCCUGCGGGCUCCUCUUCCCCCUCCUCUUGUUCCACGUCCAGCUCUUCUUCAGAGAUAUCUGGGGGAGAGGACAUGUCGUCUCAACCCAGCCCACGUGGCAGUGAUUCUCCUGUCUACUGCAUCAUGAAUAGCAUUCCUCACAUUGAGGAUGAGCCCAGUGGAUUACCCCUGGAGGACUGUGACUCCAGUGGAACAUUAGGAGCAGUCCAGGCCCUAACUGAGGUUGCUCGAGGCCUGGGCAUGGAUGUGGUGUGAAUCCCUCAAAUGACAAUGAUCCUCAUGGCUUAAACCUUAGUUAUACUUUGCAUCCUCUGUACUCAUUUUGUUGAAGUACAAGAGGUUAUUUGGUUCGUCUCAGGUGUAUUUUGCAUCGUAGCUGAGGAGAGACAACAGUGGAAUUGAAGCCAGCUAUUGCUGCCACCAAUGUUGCAUAGAUCAAAGAAGAUUAAAUCAGUUCAUCUGGAUACAUUUAUGACAUACAUUUAGAGUUUGUAAUAUAUGUUCAGGUGGCAACAUCCCUCCUGUUCAUCCAGCCCAUUUAACGAACAACUUCUUCUCUUUACAGCUGUGUUCAUACUGCCGCUCUGUUGAAUCUGGUGUAUGGAGGUUGGUGUGUAAUAUAGGGCGUAGUGUCUGCGAGAUACUUGAAAAUUCUAACCACAAAUGUUUUGAAUGAAAUAUCAUAAUACAGCACUUUUAUGAACUGUUGUCUCUUA
Molecule: messenger RNA, 2092 nt
Organism: Lampris incognitus (smalleye Pacific opah)
Lineage: Eukaryota; Metazoa; Chordata; Actinopteri; Lampriformes; Lampridae
Exons: 10
Coding region: 102-1631 (509 amino acids)
Biological process (GO): regulation of transcription by RNA polymerase II; anatomical structure development
Molecular function (GO): RNA polymerase II cis-regulatory region sequence-specific DNA binding; DNA-binding transcription factor activity, RNA polymerase II-specific
Source: RefSeq, a predicted model, not a curated record